AGCCAUAGACUCUGUGGUUUAGACCACAGCACCACCCACGUCCCUGUUUCAGCAUUAGCUUCAUAUUAAUUGUAUUAACACAGUUAAAUUAUCAAAGCCAUGGAUUUGUAGGAUUCUAGAUCAUUUGUUCACUUGCAAAAUCAACCCUCUGCCUCCUUAGCCAGCACCUGCUGUUGAUGUGAUGUCCAUUUGUGCUGUGGUGCAUUAACUCAUUCAUUGCAGAUGAUAAAGUUCUUGCUCCCCAAUUUCUCAGGAAAUAGAGGGCUUCUUUUUGAAGUUUGGGAUGGAUCAGACACAGAUUUUACUGAAGCAGCUCCUGGGUACCGCCGGCAGUUUGUCCCUAAUGCCAGUUCUCCAUUAGAUUUCCAGUUUGGGAGGCAACAGACAUUCAGGGCACGACUAUGUGGUUUUUUUGUGGCACCACAGACAAAUAAUUACACAUUCUGGAUCCAGGCAGAUGACAAGGCUUCUUUGUAUUUAAGCUUGUCCGAAGAACCCCAAAGCAAGGUGGAAAUUGCAUCCAUUCCUGCUGGCAUUCCUGAAUGGUCAGCGCAUUGGGAGGAGAACUGGAGCCACCCCUGGAAGCCAAAAUCUGAGAAAUUUGAGCUUACUGGUGGUUCAGUGUACUAUUUGGAAGCUGUGCAUCAUGGGAAGUCACCAAAGAAUGGAAUGAGAGUUGGAGUCCAGAUUCACAAUACUUGGCUGAAUCCCAGUGUGGUUAAUACCUAUCGCAGAGAGAAGCACAAAAUACAUGCCUGUGCAGUUAGGCUUCCUGAAAUACAGAUGCUGAUAAUAUCUGGUACAGGAUGGUUCAGACUUGCCUGGGACAAUGUCACCACCAACCUUAUGUCAACAAAUAUUACAGCUGAACAACUCCAGAGAGAGCUAGAGGAUCUUUUUUCUUUAAAAUGGGAAACACAGCCAUCAUCUGCCAAAAUUAUUCAGCGGGGAGGAUUUGAGCAAGUUUUUCAAAGAGAGGCAAAGCCAGUUUGUCCUCAUGGGAAUCUUCUGGAAUCCGUGUCAGUGGUCGGUGCUUCACCCGUGUAUAACGUGUCCUUCUUAAUGGCAGACUAUUGCAAGACUCUCCCUCUUUUCUCGUUGAGAGGAGCUGUGCCUUGGGAAGGAUCAGGAGGGAACGUGGGUGAGGCCCAAAUCAAUCUGACGGUACAAAGAGUGCAGGCUGCAAGCCCACCUCUUGGAGGAACCUUUCAAAUCCAUCUGCCCAAUAUUGUGAUACCAGGCAUUCCAGUAUCCAUCUCUGCCCAUCACCUCCGCAAGCUCUUGCAAGCCUACAGUGAUAAUUUCACAGCUCAGUAUGUGAAUGCCAGUGACUUUUCGGUAUCUAAGGACGCAAGCAAUUGUUAUCAAAGUAUAUGGACACUGACCUGGACCUCAAUGAUUGGUGAUUUACCCAAUUUCAUCAGUGUGUCUGCUGAAAACCUCACUGGUUUGCGCCCAGCUAUUACACACCGUGUAGUAUUUGAUGGUGGUGUUUUUAUUGGUCCAAUAUUUGGAGACAUGCUUGCUACCCCAAAUAACUUUACACAGGUUGUGGUUACAGUGAAUGAUAUUCCAGCAAACUGUUCCGGUUCAUGUACAUUUCAAUAUCUCUGGGAAUUGACCCCUUUGGUCAGUAAUGUUGAAUACUUUAUAGAUGAUGGAGUUCAUAUAGUCAUUAAUAUCACAGGUUCUGGCCUGAGUUCAAGUAGUAGUUCUCUGAUCAUUGAAGUGAACCACACACGCUGUGAAGUCCUGAGUUCAAAUCACACUAAUGCUGUUUGCCAGAUGAACUUGUUGCCGGUUGGCUUGUAUAAGCUGACAGUACUGGUGAGACCCCAUGGAUUUGCAGUCAAUGCCAGUAGAAAAGGUGACAUCUUCCUGAGGAUUACACCUAGAUUGACUUCUGUUGAACCUUCUACCGCUUCAGAGAUUGGAGGGAUUCCAGUAAUCAUCACGGGUUCAGGCUUUGAUGGGAUAAUCUUGGUGCAAUUUGGUUCCCAACCCUGUCCAAUUAAUGCCAAUACCAGCAAUUCAAUGAAAAUUGAAUGCAGGCUUCCUCCUCGGAGUGGAAGAGACUAUACUGCCCAUCUCACGCUGGUUAAUGAACACGGGCCUGUGGUCUUUGCCAAUGCAUUCACAUAUGAUCCAUCACUAAAUCCACUCAUUUUGUCACUGAGCAGAAACAGAAGCAGCACAGCAGGGGGUCAGGUGCUCCACAUAGGAAUAUCAUCCCUCACCAAUUAUACCUGUCUGGACGUGCAGUUCAGAAUUCAGGAGUCUGUGGGACAAAUCCAAGCGCUAUCAGAUCACGGAAUCAGUGUGGUACUGCCUUCUCUGACAAAUGGAUUAUACAGCUUUUCUGUCGUUUUCAAUAACGUCUCACUAGGCACUAGCGGAGUGGAGCCAUUAAUCCAGUAUGUCACAGAGAUCUUCAAAAUGGAGCCAUGUUGUGGUUCCUUGCUGGGUGGGACAUUGCUCACAAUCUCUGGAACAGGCUUUGGCAACAGCCCAGACUUGGUCUCAGUCUUGGUAGACUCACAGCUUUGUCGCGUUACCAGCGUGAACGAUGGGAGGAUUUUGUGUCAGACUCCACCUGUCACUCAGCUGGCCAAUGCCACCUUAGAAGACUUUCCAGCGCAAGUGGAGGUGCUCAUAGGCAACAGGACAUCUGUGGACACACCUGCCUUGAGUUUCUCAAAGGAGAACAUUAACUUUCUUUACAAAAUGUCUUUGACUCCAGAUAUUACAGAUAUGAGAGUAGAAAUGCUGAAUGAUAGUGUACGGCUUAGCAUAAAAGGGACCAAUGUGACUAUUUCAGUGGCUAUGCUGGGAGAUGAGGAAUGCCAGCUUGAGGUGGUGAACGCCAACCACUCUGCAGUCGGCUUUCAGUGCUCUGUACCCCUAAGCGCACUAGAACCCGGACAGUAUCCUUUAAGAAUUCUCCAGAAGCAGGCGGGCUAUGCCAACAUACCAGCAGAGAUGCAGCAUAUAACAGUUCGCCCCCUGAUAAAGAUGAUUUUCCCCAUCUCGUGGCUCCAUAUGUGGGGGGCAGUUGCUCACCAUAUCUGGCGUUUCUUUAAAAUCACGGACAAAUUCAGCUUGGGUGAAUCUAACAGGCAACUUCACCUGUGAGAUCCAGAGUUCAAACGACAGCCU
Messenger RNA from Podarcis muralis (Common wall lizard), 3156 nucleotides. The record is from RefSeq and is a predicted model, not a curated record. NCBI's taxonomy places the organism in Eukaryota, Metazoa, Chordata, Lepidosauria, Squamata, Lacertidae.